Molecule: messenger RNA, 651 nt
Organism: Eimeria necatrix
Lineage: Eukaryota; Apicomplexa; Conoidasida; Eucoccidiorida; Eimeriidae
Exons: 2
Coding region: 1-651 (216 amino acids)
Source: RefSeq, a predicted model, not a curated record
AUGGCUCACAUCUUUCGCGCCGUUCGACCCCUCAUAAAUCCAAAGGGCUACAAUAAAAAGCUAGUUUUUUGCCUGGCGACACGGACUAAUGCUCCGCAGAGUACCGUGACCUCAGUGCCUCAGUCACGCACGGUUGUUUCAGAUGCUACCGCCGAAUCCUCAUCUUCAAGCAGCAACUUGCCGCAGUUUGCUACAUUUGAAGCUCUUCUAAAGGCCUGUGGAGGACCGGAAGACCCAGUGUAUAAACGUCUGGUGGAGCGCAGCACAGCAGCGUAUAAUGAAGAGAGAGAGAGCGUGGAUGCCCACUUAUUACCUCUGCUGAAGCAGAACAGAGUCGUGUUGUUCAUGGAAGGCACAGUAGAUAGGCCUAAAUCUCUCGCAUCCAUGAACGUUGUCAAAAUGCUGACACAGCUCCAGAGUGUGCCUCUCAUGGCAAUCGACGUCACCACCCAUCCGGCUAUACUGGGAUUCGCGCUAACUCAUGGGAAGAAGACCCGAUGCCCGUUCCUAUUUCUUGAUGGCGUUUGCCUUGGUUCUCACGACACAUUGGUGCAGCUUUACCAAAGCGGAGUUCUGGCGAAGCAAAUUGCAGGCCAACUGCCUCCGACGAGCCCAUAUUUCCCUGGAGAGCUACCCAUUGCGUUGUACUGA